UAAUUGUUAUAUAUGUGAUGUGCUGACGUGAAAAUGGUAAAAGGAGGAAGAUAAUGAUUGAAAUUACAAAUUUGCCCCUAUUUUAGCUCGUAUUUUCUCAGAAAAAGAAAAAGGACGUGGGUUGAAUAUAACACAUCUGAAAAAUGAAAGACCAACAAAAAAGUGGGAGAAGAAGACUUUCCGACCAGUAAUUUGUACGGAGUAGUUUACUUGCGAGUUCCCUUUUCAAUUUCUUUCCCUCCCUUCUUCUUCUCCUUCAAUUUCCCCAUUUUUCAAAAAUCAUCCGACAAAGGAGAGAGAAAACACACUCACUGCAUUUAACAUUACCUAGUUACCCCAUUUCAAUUUCAAAAUGAACCCCUAAAAACCACCCCCAUUUCACCACCACAACAACCACCGUCACCACCACCUCCGGCCCAGCCCAGCCCACAAAAUGUCGAUCAAAGGGCCCAAAUCAACGGCCCACCACCAGAAGCCCACAUCACCAAUCCCCUUAGUCGUAACCCUAAACUGCAUCGAAGACAACGCUUUAGAACAACACUCCCUCGCCGGGGUCGCCGCCAUCGAACACGUCGGCUUAAGCCGAUUAGCCGACGGUAGAAUCGAGUCAGCCGCCGCUGUUCUCCUCCACUCCCUCGCUUUCCUCCCACGCGCCGCCCAACGCCGGCUUCGUCCAUGGCAGCUUGUUCUCUGCCUCGGCUCAUCCGACCGCGCCGUUGAUUCUGCUUUAGCCGCCGAUCUUGGACUUCGACUGGUCCACGUCGAUGUUUCUCGGUCGGAGGAGAUCGCUGAUACUGUUAUGGCUCUUGUUCUUGGGCUUUUGCGACGGACGCAUCUGUUGUCGCGACAUUCUUUGUCUUCGUCAGGGUGGUUGGGUUCUGUGCAACCGCUUUGUCGGGGGAUGCGACGGUGUCGGGGGUUAGUGCUUGGGAUUGUCGGGAGAUCUGCGUCGGCUACAUCUUUGGCUACCAGGAGUUUGUCGUUUAAGAUGAAUGUGCUUUAUUUUGAUGUUUCCCAGGCACAAGUAAGCAGGUCGAUUAUAUUCCCUCCUGCUGCCAGGAGAAUGGAGACACUUAAUGAUUUAAUGGCUGCAAGUGAUGUGAUCUCUCUCCAUUGUGCUUUGACAGAUGAGACUGUCCAAAUUAUUAAUGCUGAAUGCUUGCAGCAUAUCAAACACGGUGCAUAUUUGGUGAACACUGGAAGCAGUCAGCUUUUGGAUGAUUGUGCUGUGAAGCAGCUGUUGAUCGAUGGAGUCCUUGCUGGCUGUGCACUGGAUGGUGCUGAAGGGCCACAAUGGAUGGAAGCAUGGGUCAGGGAGAUGCCUAAUGUGUUGGUACUACCACGAAGUGCAGAUUACAGUGAAGAAGUAUGGUUGGAGAUAAGAGAAAAGGCAAUUUCUAUAUUGCAAACUUACUUCCUUGAUGGUGUUGUUCCAAGUAAUGCUGUCUCUGAUGACGAGGACGAGGAAAGUGAAAUAACCUUUGAGAAUGAGAAAUCUGAUAAACAAGACAGAGAAAGACUGCCGCAGAGUCCAGUUCUUGAGCGUCUGACAAUUGAUAACUUAGCGACUCCAGAAAGUUCCCAUAGGAAAUCUUCAUCUGCUCAAUUAGAUUCUCCUAGCCAGCAUCAGGUUUCAGGUUUGUCUCCAAAUAACUCUGCUCAAUCUGAAACGAAGCGUAGUAGAUCAAGCAAAAAGGCUAAAAAGAGACAUGCUCGCCAAAAGUCCCAACAUAAAACUGAGGACAUCUUAGAAAAAGAGAGUACUUCACAGCAGGAAGAUGCUGCUGCUAUGAGUGGUACUGAGCAGGUUCAAAGCUAUGGUUCCAGGUGUGCUUCACCGGAAGACUCUAGAAGCAGGAAAACAUCGAUAGAAUUGGUGCAAGAACCAUCAUUGGACAUGUUUCAGAAAGAAGGCAAGAGCACUAGUCGGAAAUCUGCAGAGCUACUUAAAGAUGGUUGUGUUAUAGCCUUACAAGCAAGGGAACGCUCUGGGCUUCAUGUCUCAAGACAAAGGGUAAAGGGAGGUGGUUGGUUCCUAGAUACAAUGAAUAGUGUUACCAAAAGAGAUCCUGCAGCUCAGUUUCUUGUUGUUUUUGGAAGCAAGGAUACAAUUGGAUUGCGAUCUCUUGCAGCUGGUGGGAAAUUGUUGCAGAUAAAUAGAAAGAUGGAAUUUGUAUUUGCCAGUCACAGCUUUGAUGUAUGGGAGAGUUGGUCACUAGAAGGUCCUUUGGAGGAGUGUAGAUUGGUUAAUUGUAGAAAUACACAGGGUGUUCUUGAUGUGCGAAUUGAAGUUCUGGCUUCUGUAGGAGAAGACGGAGUUUUGCGUUGGCUAGAUUAGGUUCACAGAGCUGGUGAAAUAUUGGUUUUCAAAUUACUCGUAUUAGGUUGCUUAAAAUUCAACACGGCUUGUAACUUUGUAUAUCUUUCAGUACUAUGUAUCUCAUCAGUAUUUAGUGUGUUUUUCUGUUAGAAGUGUUAGUAUUGUGCCUUGGAGAUUUUUUCGAGUUUAUGUUGAACAUCCACUCUGAUCGGCAAAACCAUCAAAUUGAGUUGAUCCAAUUUUGUAUUGGAAAAGAGAAACAUUUUGUACAUCUUAUCGCCAAUUCGCCCUUAAUGAGUCGUAUUGUCACGUG
Messenger RNA from Chenopodium quinoa (quinoa), 2633 nucleotides. RefSeq names its product C-terminal binding protein AN. Gene Ontology annotation, biological process: microtubule cytoskeleton organization. The record is from RefSeq and is a predicted model, not a curated record. Gene Ontology annotation, molecular function: NAD binding. The coding region runs from base 434 to 2338 and encodes 634 amino acids. The transcript is spliced from 7 exons. Lineage: Eukaryota; Viridiplantae; Streptophyta; Magnoliopsida; Caryophyllales; Amaranthaceae.